AUGGCCAAGUUCCACACAGACGCCUACCUGGAGCACCUCCACAAAAUCAGCCAGGACGGAGACAAUGAUGACCCCCCCCAGUCUGGAGACUUUGGCCUGGGUAAGAGGAGAGGGAAGGACAGGGUCCCUGGAGCUUAGUUUGACAGACAUCAAUAAAUGAGAGAUGGGAGAGAGUACCGUUGUCACUUCAUGUAAUGUUUAUUUGCUGGCAGUAGAGGGUACUCUAACACCAGAUAAAAAUGACCCACCUCCCAUUGCCUCCACUUGGCAAAAGGUUGAUUGACAACACACUAAAUAUGGUUACUUUAUGAAUCUACAUUAAAAACCCUCCAGUUAUAUAUUUGAAGGUAUAAAUAACAGAUUGAUGCUGACGGUUAGACGCUACUUUCCUUUGCCCCCGUAGGUUACUUAUGUUAUCUAGGUCUGUGGGUGGGAGCCUGUGGGAAGGAUGCAACCUCAGUCCGGUAUCAUUGGAUGGGGAACACUCAUCUUCUGCCAACCUUUCUAUUAGAAAAAAAACACCUCAAUCUCACCAUAUGUGUUUUCUCUGUCUUCCCCAUCUCUCCAUAUCCCCCCUCCAACACCCUUCCUUUUCAUUGUCUCUCUUUCUCUUCCGCCUCUCUCUUCCUCCCUUUGUUUCUCCUCCACACCUCUGUCUGGUCCUUCCUCUCUCUCGUCCCUCUCUCUCUCUCCUCUCCCUCUUCAUCUCUCUCUCUCUCUCUCUCUCUCUCUCUCUCUCUCUCUCUCUCCUCUCUCUCUCUCCAUCUCUCUCUCUCCUCUCUCUCUCCUCUCUCUCUCCUCCUCUCUCAUCCCUUCUUCUCCUCUCCUCUCUCUCCUCCCUUUCGACUUCACCUCUCCUUCCUACCCACUCUCCUCCCUAUUUUCUUCGUUCCAUCCUCUCGUCUCUCUUCCUACGCGAUCUUCCUUUCUGCCUCUCCUCGUUCCUCCUCAUUCGCCUCCUGCUUUCCCUAUGUUAUGCUGCCGUGGUGCUGGUAUGCCUGAUUAUCUCGACGUCUGGCUGGCUCCACCUCGCGGCUGUCUCUCUCCUCAUAGGUCACUUGAGACCAGGGAAUCUGAUAUCUUCUAGACGUUAAAUGUUGUUGAAUAAAUCCAUGCUAGCUUGUCAAGCCGUCUUGGUACUUUCUGUCCUCACACUAUCUCACUUCUCUUCCUAUCCUUGUCUUUCUCUCUGUCUCUUACCCUCUCAUCUGUCUGGGCUGUUCUCUUCUGUCUGGGCCUGUUUUCUCUCUUCUGUGUUCUGCGGCCUGUUUCUCUCCUCUGUCUGGGACUGUUUCUUCUCUCUGUCUGGGACUGUUUCUCUCCUCUCUGUCUGGGACUGUUUUCUUCUCUGUCUGGGACUGUUUCUCUCUCUCUGUCUGGGACUGUUUCUCUUCUUCUGUCUGGGACUGUUUUCUCUGCUCUGUCUGGGACUGUUUCUCUCUCUGUCUGGGACUGUUCUCUCUCUGUCUGGGACUGUUUCUCUCUCUCUGUCUGGGACUGUUUCUCUCUCUCUGUCUGGGACUGUUUCUCUCUCUCUGUCUGGGACUGUUUCUCUCUCUCUGCCUGGGACUGUUUCUCUCUCUCUGUCUGGGACUGUUUCUCUCUCUGUCUGGGACUGUUUCUCUCUCUUCUCUGGGACUGUUUCUCUCUCUCUGUCUGGGACUGUUUCUCUCUUCUCUGUUCUUGGGACUGUUCUCUCUCUGUUGGGACUGUUUCUCUCUUGUCUGGGACUGUUUCUCUCUCUGUCUGGGACUGUUUCUCUCGCUCUGUCUGGGACUGUUUCUCUCUCUGUCUGGGACUGUUUCUCUCUGCUCUGGGACUGUUUCUCUCUCUGUCUGGGACUGUUUCUCUCUCUGUCUGGGACUGUUUCUCUCUCUCUGUCUGGGACUGUUCUCUCUCUCUGUCUGGGACUGUUUCUCUCUCUGUCUGGGACUGUUUCUUCUCCUGUCUGGACUGUUUUCUUCUCUGUCUGGACUGUUUUCUCUCGUCUGGGGACUUUUCUGUGGGACUGUUUCUCUCUCUGUCGGGACUGUUUCUCUCUCUUGUCUGGGACUGUUUCCUCUCUUGUCUGGGACUGUUUCUCUCUCUGUCUGGGACUGUUUCUCUCUCUGUCUGGGACUGUUUCUCUCUCUGUCUGGGACUGUUUCUCUCUCUGUCUGGGACUUUCUCUCUCUCUGUCUGGGACUGUUUCUCUCUCUAUGUCUGGGACUGUUUCUCUCUCUAUGUCUGGGACUGUUUCUCUCUCUAUGUCUGGGACUGUUUCUUUCUCUCUGUCUGGGACUGUUUCUCUCUCUGUCGGAUUGCUCGUCUGGCUGGGCUGUUUCUCUGUCGGACUGUUUUCCUCUCUCUGUCUGGGAAUGUUUCUCUCGCUGGCUGGGGGACUGUUUCUCUGUCUCUCUGUAUGGGGACUGUUCUCGUCUGUCGGGGACUCUGUUUAUUCUCUCUGUCUGGGACUGUUUCUCUGUCUCUUGUUGGGAUGUUUCUCUUCUCUGUCUGGAUGUUUCUCUCUCUCUGUCUGGGACUGUUUCUCUCCUCUAUGUUGGGGAGGUUCUUUCUAUCUGUCUGGGGGACUGUCUCUCUGUCUGGGAAUGUUUCCUAUGUCUGGGACUGUUCUUCUCUCUGUCUGGGGACUCUGUUUCUCUCGCUCUGUCUGGGAUGUUAACCUGCUCUCUCUUCUCGCUCCGCUCUCUGCUAUCUCUUUCUCUCUCUCUAUCUCUCUCUCUCUCUCUCUCUCUCUCUCUCUCUCUCUCUCUCCUCUCUCUCUCUCUCUUCUUUCUGUCUCUCUUUCUCUCUCUUUUUUUCUCUCUCUCUCUCAGGGAUGAGGCGUCAGGGUUCUGUUAUGUGAAUGAUGCGGUGCUAGGGAUUCUCAAGCUGAGGGGGAAAUACGAGAGAGUUCUGUACGUCGACGUGGACCUUCACCAUGGAGACGGUACACACACCUUUCCCUGUCUCUCACAUACACCAAUGGACAAACACGCACAUCUGAAUGUGCAUUGAUAUUGUGUCAAUAUUGUGCAGUACUGUAAGUGGAUACAAAAGUUUCAUCAAGGUUGAUUUAUAAUUUUUAGUCUGUCAAUAAGAUAAAUUAUUGUGUAUUUUUAGAUACUUCUCUCAGGUGUGGAAGAUGCCUUCAGUUUUACCUCUAAAGUGAUGACCGUGUCGCUGCACAAGUUCUCUCCUGGAUUCUUCCCGGGUCAGUGGCUACUGCUAAUUCUGAUGACCAUUAUACUACAACUGUCCAGGACCAGGGUUGGUGACCAGUAUUCCUCAACCUUUCUUGUGCCAGUGAAACUAUGGCCCUUUGUUUGCUGGUAGCUACCAACAAGCUAUGGUCCUUCCUCCUUGGGGGACAGCUAAACAUUAGAAGUAGCAUUUGAAAAAUGACUACAUGGCUACAUCCUUGUCUGUUAACCAUCUGAGGGAUUGGUAUUUGAGAAACAUUGAUACCCAAUGCACUUGAAACACCCACCCACACACCCGUAGUAACCCUGCUGCCCUGUUGUAGGUACAGGAGACCUGGGUAAAGGACGCUGGUACGCCGUCAACGUCCAUCUGGAUGACGGCAUCAAAGACGACAGAUACUUCCAGGUCUUCACAAGGUACAAAACCAUUUCCAUAAUGCUUAACAUUGUCAGUAACAGACAUUUAAAAAGCUAGGGUUGCAUGUUCAUUGUUUUGUUGAGGCUUUGCAACUGUAGAGAAAAUACAAAUGUUUUUGUUUAGUAAAAUUAUAACGUUGUCCAUUCUAUGGUUUAUAUGUUAGAUUACAUAUUGCAUUGGAUUAAGUUGUCAGUCUGUAAUGAUUGUAAUUGUUAUAGUCAGAUUAUGAUAUGUAUUUUACAGUAUGUUAGAUGAAGUUAAUUAAUGUUAGAUUAACUAUUAAAGUUGUGAUUAUUGUCAUCAUCAGUGUGAUGAAGGAGGUGCAGACAUUGUUUAACCCGGAAGCAGUAGUGAUGCAGCUGGGAGCUGACACCAUGGCUGGUGACCCCAUGUGUUCCUUCAACAUGACCCCUGUCGGGGUGGCACAGAGUCUACGACACAUACUAGACUGGCACCUACCCACAAUGCUACUGGGAGGAGGUCGGUCCAGGACAGUCCAGCUUCAGACUGCUACUGGGAGGAGGUCGGUCCAGGACAGUCCAGAUCCACACUGCUACUGGGAGGAGGUCGGUCCAGGACAGUCCAGAUCCACACUGCUACUGGGAGGAGGUCGGUCCAGGACAGUCCAGAUCCACACUGCUACUGGGAGGAGGUCGGUCCAGGACAGUCCAGAUCCAGGCUGCUACUGGGAGGAGGUCGGUCCAGGACAGUCCAGAUCCAGGCUGCUACUGGGAGGAGGUCGGUCCAGGACAGUCCAGAUCCAGGCUGCUACUGGGAGGAGGUCGGUCCAGGACAGGCCAGAUCCACACUGCUACUGGGAGGAGGUCGGUCCAGGACAGUCCAGAUCCAGGCUGCUACUGGGAGGAGGUCGGUCCAGGACAGGCCAGAUCCAGGCUGCUACUGGGAGGAGGUCGGUCCAGGACAGUCCAGAUCCACACUGCUACUGGGAGGAGGUCGGUUCAGGACAGGCCAGAUCCACACUGCUACUGGGAGGAGGUCGGUCCAGGACAGUCCAGAUCCAGGCUGCUACUGGGAGGAGGUCGGUCCAGGACAGGCCAGAUCCAGGCUGCUACUGGGAGAGGGUCGGUCCAGGACAGUCCAGAUCCAGGCUGCUACUGGGAGGAGGUCGGUCCAGGACAGUCCAGAUCCACACUGCUACUGGGAGGAGGUCGGUCCAGGACAGUCCAGAUCCACACUGCUACUGGGAGGAGGUCGGUCCAGGACAGUCCAGAUCCACACUGCUACUGGGAGGAGGUCGGUCCAGGACAGUCCAGAUCCACACUGCUACUGGGAGGAGGUCGGUCCAGGACAGUCCAGAUCCAGGCUGCUACUGGGAGGAGGUCGGUCCAGGACAGUCCAGAUCCACACUGCUACUGGGAGGAGGUCGGUCCAGGACAGUCCAGAUCCACACUGCUACUGGGAGGAGGUCGGUCCAGGACAGUCCAGAUCCAGGCUGCUACUGGGAGGAGGUCGGUCCAGGACAGUCCAGAUCCACACUGGUACUGGGAGGAGGUCGGUCCAGGACAGUCCAGAUCCAGGCUGCUACUGGGAGGAGGUCGGUCCAGGACAGUCCAGAUCCAGGCUGCUACUGGGAGGAGGUCGGUCCAGGACAGUCCAGAUCCACACUGCUACUGGGAGGAGGUCGGUCCAGGACAGUCCAGAUCCACACUGCUACUGGGAGGAGGUCGGUCCAGGACAGUCCAGAUCCACACUGCUACUGGGAGGAGGUCGGUCCAGGACAGUCCAGAUCCACACUGCUACUGGGAGGAGGUCGGUCCAGGACAGUCCAGAUCCAGGCUGCUACUGGGAGGAGGUCGGUCCAGGACAGUCCAGAUCCACACUGCUGUACCAGAUGAUAACUGUUCAGUAAAAUGAAGCCGUUUUACUCACUACAAUCCUUCUAUUUUUCCUCUCUCUCUCUCUCUCUCUCUCUCUCUCUCUCUCCCUCCCAUCUCGCUCUCUCGCUCUCUUUCGCUCUUUCUCCCCCUCUCUUGUUCUCUUUCGGUCUCUCUCUCUCCCCCCCUCUCUCGCUCUUUCGCUUUCCUUCCCUCUCUCUCGUUCUCUCUCUUUCUCUCUCUCUUCCGCCUCCCUCUCUCGCUCUCUCUCCCCCCUCUUUUGCUCCCCCCCCCCUCUCUCUCGCUCUAGGAGGGUAUAACCUUGCCAAAACGGCUCGUUGUUGGACCUACCUGACUGCGUCCAUCCUGGGACAAACACUGGCCUCUGAAUUACCUGACCAUGAGGUAAGACUACAUAGCACAGCCCCUAACACACACACACACACCAUACAUAGUGUGCCCACACACACACUUUGCGGUCCGUCUUCGCUGAGUCAUUCCCUCUAAUCAAAGAUGGCCGCCGGCCCUCAAUAAAAGGGUUUGUUUCCAGGUGAAUCAGGAGGGAUGAAGGGAGGAGAGGAGAGAAGGGGAACAAUACCACUCUGUCCCCUUUAGACCUGACAGAGGGCCUCUGUUUCUCUCCCUCUCUCUCUCCUUAUCUUUUUUUGUCUUCUUACAAGAACCUUGUGUAUUUUAUUCUGAGGGGGGAGGGGCAGUUUCUUUUUGGUGAAUUCCCAUAUAAUUAGAGAGGGAGAGAGUGAGUGAGAUGGAGGGAGAGAGACGGAGAGAGAUUUUCCAUGUACAGUGAGGGGUAGGUAUCUAUCUCGUCUGAGACAGAGGGUCUUUCUGUAGUGUGUUGGCCGUGAUAAGGGCUCCUCUUGUUUCCUCUCUGACAGGUCAGGCUGUGACCUCAUACGACCUUUAACGUCAUUAAGAAGGCCCCACCUCAAACAACACAAACCAGCUGCUACAACACACACGCACACACACCAUUACACACACACUUAAACAAGGACAGGGAUGGAGAGAGUGAGAGGAAGACAAGGAGGGAGAGAGGGAGAGUAGGAGAGAGGAAGACAAGGAGGGAGAGAGAGGGAGAGUAGGAGAGAGGAAGACAAGGAGGGAGAGAGAGGGAGAGUAGGAGAGAGGAAGACAAGGAGGGAGAGAGGAAGAUGAGAGGGAGAGAGAGGGAGAGUAGUAGAGAGGAAGAUAGUCAGUGAGAGAGACUUGUAGCAUCUGUGUGUUCUUAUCAGUGUGUGUUUGUAUCAGUGUGUGUUUGUAUCAGUGUGUGUUUGUAUCAGUGUGUGUUUGUAUCAGUGUGUGUUUGUAUCAGUGUGUGUUUGUAUCAGUGUGUGUUUGUAUCAGUGUGUGUUUGUAUUUAUGUGUGUGUGUGUUUGUAUUUAUGUGUGUGUGUGUUCAUAUCUAUGUGUGUGUGUGUGUUCGUAUCUGUAAUAGUGUGUGCACAAGAGAGGAGUAUUUACCCACGAUGACUGAGCAACGUGAGGACCAAGGAGAAGGGAAAACACAAAGUACUUUGUUGUACCUGAGACCCAGAGAGAAGCCAAAGCUCCCUCUCUCCUUCCCCAGCUGGCUGCAGCCUCUCUGGGCCCCGUCAGCCAGGACAGCCCCCUAACCACCCUGGAACAAUGGAGCUAGAGCCAGACACAGGGCUAGGGGCUAUCGACCGGGCACACAAGGGCCUCCUUUCAGACCAUCACACACACAGACGGAGGACUACUGACAUUGUAAAAAGAGCUGCCCCUUGACCCUAACAGUCACCCCGACAGUUCAGAUCUGACAGAGUAGAUGUACAGUGUAGAGAAUGUCUUGGUUUGGUGUGUGGAGACAAGGAAGGGUGGUUGUUGAAGACUGUACAUAGAAUACCCUAGAUGCAGACAGACUGAAGCCACAGGUGCCUCAGGUAUCAUAUGUUACAGAGGUCAACCUGUAAAAGGAACCAUGGAAGAUCAUAAGGAUAAAGAAAUAGGCCAGAGUUGUCUUAGCGCUAUAGGACUUGGCAAGGCAGCACCAGCUACUUGACCUGUAUUGUCUGUUAACCAUUUCCUGAUCUCACCAGGGAUCAAAGGUCACCUAGUCUUGAUUAGCUGAGUCAGAAGGUUUUGAAGGUUUGUGGGAUUCUCCCAAAUGGCACCCUAUUCCUUACGUAGUGCACUACCUUUGAUUAGGGCUGGGCGAUAUGGCUCGAUUUUUCAAAUGUUUUCUCAGCAAUAAUAAUGAAUUCAGGGCUUGUGAAAUUAUACCUAGGCUAAAUACAUGCCCUCCACAACCAUAAGACCCAUUCAUUAUUUAAUUAAAAUAGUUUAACCUGCUUUUUUGCAAUAAUCCCUGAUCUGGCUUUCAAGUCUGCCUAUAAAAAUGCCCAUUUUGUUACAAAUUUAACCAGAACCAUGCAUGAUGCACAUUCACUAAUAAUCACUAACUUCGUGUAGCAGGCAUUAUAGAAAAUUAACACUGGUCUCAUCAACAAUCUCUCAAGAACAAGCCCAUGUGCUAGUGAGUAGCUAAUCUUUCUAUUUCAAGUUUAGACAACUUUUUGCUAGCUAACAAGGCAGAACAGUUGAAUUGUUAUGAACACACCCUUCUGUCCGUCUCCAACUGUUUGAACAGCAUGCUAGUCUGUCCACAUUGUUCAUGUUGAAAUCAAGUGGCCUACCUUAUCUCUCAGAAUGAGAACGAGUUGCCAAUUCCUUAUAUGAUUGUUUUAUGCUUAUUGCACAUUAAUAAAACACAGACUAGACAGCUAGUAUAACGUCUGAUGCGUUUUGUUUAGCCGGAUGCCUUGCCAUGUUUUUCUCCUUCGCUUUUCCGCUAACUAAAAGCUAGCUAGAUGAAGUAUGUGUGUCUACUUCCGUUCGGUAAGGCUGAGGGAUUUGAGAAGUUGAUACAUAAAAAGGGUAUCGCUAGAAAGGUUAACUUCUCUAUUACCGUAAAAUAAUGUGUCCAUGUGUUUCGUUGUGUCCAUAUGACCUGUUUUGUUGGACCAAACCUCAAAUGCAAAUUAGCGAGUUGAAACCGCGUGUCAGAAAGGAAGAAGUGAUCUCUCAUCUUUGUUGUUGUGAGUAGAAAGGGGAGGGGCUUGGUGUGAAGCAGGAAGUAGGGGUGCUGCAGCACUGGGCCUUUACUAGUAUUAGUGGACCGACGUAGACGUAUGUAGCGCAGGCGAAACACUUUUUCCAGCAUCUCUGCUUUGGUAAAAAAAGGUAGUUUUAUAAUUAAGAACAGUAUUUUGCAAGACUCAAUAGUUGGAAUUGUAAGAGUUGUUGCCCUGUCCCUUUCUCUGAGAAUGUCAUUCUAAUGCAGGGUUCCCCCAACUGGCGUAAAUUGUCAUUGUUGGACUUGUAUUUUUUUUAACACCAGGAAAUCCGCUCCAAGUGAUUUUAAUUAGGAAAAUCUGUCCCAAGUACAGUGAGGGAAAAAAGUAUUUGAUCCCCUGCUGAUUUUGUACGUUUGCCCACUGACAAAGACAUGAUCAGUCUAUAAUUUUAAUGGUAGGUUUAUUUGAACAGUGAGAUACAGAAUAUCCAGAAAAACGCAUGUCAAAAAUGUUAUGAAUUGAUUUGCAUUUUAAUGAGGGAAAUAAGUAUUUGACCCCUCUGCAAAACAUGACUUAGUACUUGGUGGCAAAAUGCUUGUUGGCAAUCACAGAGGUCAGACGUUUCUUGUAGUUGGCCACCAGGUUUGCACACAUUUUAGGAGGGAUUUUGUUCCACUCCUCUUUGCAGAUCUUCUCCAAGUCAUUAAGGUUUCGAGGCUGACGUUUGGCAACUCUAACCUUCAGCUCCCUCCACAGAUUUUCUAUGGGAUUAAGGUCUGGAGACUGGCUAGGCCACUCCAGGACCUUAAUGUGCUUCUUCUUGAGCCACUCCUUUGUUGCCUUGGCCGUGUGUUUUGGGUCAUUGUCAUGCUGGAAUACCCAUCCACGACCCAUUUUCAAUGCCCUGGCUGAGGGAAGGAGGUUCUCACCCAAGAUUUGACGGUACAUGGCCCCGUCCAUCGUCCCUUUGAUGCGGUGAAGUUGUCCUGUCCCCUUAGCAGAAAAACACCCCCAAAGCAUAAUGUUUCCACCUCCAUGUUUGAUGGUGGGGAUGGUGUUAUUGGGGUCAUAGGCAGCAUUCCUCCUCCUCCAAACACGGCGAGUUGAGUUGAUGCCAAAGAGCUCGAUUUUGGUCUCAUCUGACCACAACACUUUCAUCCAGUUCUCCUCUGAAUCAUUCAGAUGUUCAUUGGCAAACUUCAGAUGGGCCUGUAUAUGUGCUUUCUUGAGCAGGGGGACCUUGCGGGCGCUGCAGGAUUUCAGUCCUUCAUGGCGUAGUGUGUUACCAAUUGUUUUCUUGGUGACUAUGGUCCCAGCUGCCUUGAGAUCAUUGACAAGAUCCUCCCGUGUAAUUCUGGGCUGAUUCCUCACCGUUCUCAUGAUCAUUGCAACUCCACGAGGUGAGAUCUUGCAUGGAGCCCCAGGCCGAGGGAGAUUGACAGUUAUUUUGUGUUUCUUCCAUUUGCGAAUAAUCGCACCAACUGUUGUCACCUUCUCACCAAGCUGCCUGGCGAUGGUCUUGUAGCCCAUUCCAGCCUUGUGUAGGUCUACAAUCUUGUCCCUGAUAUCCUUGGAGAGCUCUUUGAUAUUGGCCAUGGUGGAGAGUUUGGAAUCUGAUUGAUUGAUUUAUUCUGUGGACAGGUGUCUUUUAUACAGGUAACAAAAUGAGAUUAGGAGCACUCCCUUUAAGAGUGUGCUCCUAAUCUCAGCUCAUUACCUGUAUAAAAGACACCUGGGAGCCAGAAAUCUUUCUGUUUGAGAGGGGGUCAAAUACUUAUUUCCCUCAUUAAAAUGCAAAUCAAUUUAUAACAUUUUUGACAUGCGUUUUUCUGGAUUUUUUUGUUGUUAUUCUGUCUCUCACUGUUCAAAUAAACCUACCAUUAAAAUUAUAGACUGAUCAUUUCUUUGUCAGUGGGCAAAUGUACAAAAUCAGCAGGGGAUCAAAUACUUUUUUCCCUCACUGUAUUUCCACACAUAUUAGAGAGACACGUAAUCAUAUACAAGUGUAAGCAAGGUUUGAAAUUAUGUUUUAGUCAAAUAUUAUAUAUGUUAGGCCUUGUUGCGGUCAAUUUGCAGUCUACAAAUUAUUUGUAAUUACGUUCAGGCACCCCGACCAUCCGCUCAAUAAAAAACCGACCCACGGCUAGUUGAUGAUCGCUGUUCUAAUGGAAUCCAGAAAGAACAAAACCCUGUCCUCAAACAUUUACAUCAAAAGGUGCAAAGUUGUGGGCAAAGACACAAAAUAUCCACAUCAAAUUAAAUAUUUUUCUUGAUAAAAUAACAUGGAAAACACCCACUUUUGUGCAGUAUUAAUUUACCAUCCUUACAAACCACUGUAUUGUACAUAGGCUGGUCAUCUAGGUUUGUACCUGUAGAAAAACAAUGCACAAUACAGUAAUUGAGUACAUUGUGACAUCAAGUGGUUUGUGAUGAUGUGGCUCAGUUGGUAGAGCAUUGCACUUGCAAUGAAUAGACAUUUCACUUUUCACAUAGAAAUAAGUUGCAUUCCCUCCCUCCCUCCCUCCCUCCCUCCCUCCCUCCCUCCCUCCCUCCCUCCCUCCCUCCUCCCGUCCCACUCUCCCUCCUCCCGUCCCUCCCUCCCUCCCUCCCUCCCUCCCUCCCUCCCUCCUCUCCCCUCCCGUCCCCUCCCUCCCUCCCUCCCUCCUCCCUCCCUCCUCCCUCCCUCCCUCCCUCCUCCCUCCCUCCCUCCCUCCCCUCCCUCCCUCCUCCCUCCCUCCCUCCCUCCCUCCUCCCGUCCCUCCCUCCCCUCCCUCCUCCCCCCUCCUCCCUCCCCCCUCCCUCCCCCCCCCCCUCCCCCUCCCCCCUCCUCCCUCCCUCCCUCCUCCCUCCCUUCCUCCCUUCCCCCUCCCCCCUCCCCUCCCUCCCCCCUCCCCUUCCCUCCCCCCCUCCCCCCCCUCCCUUCCCUCCCCCCUCCCCCUCCCUCCCCUCCUCCCUCCUCCUCCCCCCUCCCUCCCCCUCUCCCUCCCUCCCUCCCUCCCUCCUUCCUCCCUCCCCUCUCCCCCCCCCCUUCCCCUUUCCUUCUCCCCCUCUCCCCCCCCCCCUCCCCCUCCUUCCUUCCCUCCCUCCUCCCCUUUUCCCUCCGUCCCCCCCCCCCCCUCCCUUCCUCCCCUCCCCCCCCCCCCUCCCCCCCCCCCCUUCCCCCCCCUCCCCCCUCCUCCCUCCUUCCCCCCCUCCCCCCUUCCCCCCCCUUUCCCCCUCCUCCCUCCCCCCUCCCUCCCCCUCCCCGCCCCCUUCCCCCCCCACCCCCCCCCCUCCCCCCGUCCCUUCGCCUCCCUCCCUCCCGUCCCGUCCCUCCGCUCUCUCCCUCCUCCUCCCGUCCCUCUCAUGCUCCCCUCUUCCCUUCCACGCUCCCCCCUCUUUCUUCCCGUCCCUCCCUCCCUUCCUCAUUAAACACAAAAGAGUUCUGUAGAAAAUGAAAAUGUUCCAGUGUUUUCUCUCUCUCUAGUAAAUCCUCUGUGUUCCAAUAUCCACACCAACAUACCAUUGAGUAUGAAGCGAUGUAUCGGGCAUGCAUUUGUAAGGGGUAUGCUAGUAUGUGCAUUCAAACAGAGGGUAGGUAGAAUAGGCUUAGCUUUGAGGAGAGAGAUUUUACAGGACUAUCAGCACACACAUACACAUCCAUACCUAGUGCACAAACACACACAGUACCGUGGCCCUCUACACUUCUCUCCGGUGCCCUCAGUCCCCUCCCAGAUUGGCAGUUGAGUCACUUCUUGUCCCGCCCCUGUACUUCCUGUUUCCUGCUUGGUACUUCCUCUCUGGGGUGUGUCUCUCUCCGUCUGCCCGUCAGGAAAUACUGGGCUCAAUCACCGGAAAACUGAGCUGUGAUGGGGAAGUGUGUGUGUGUGUGUGUAAGUGUGUGUGUGUGUUUGUGUUUGUGUGUGUAAGGUGGGGUCAAUGUCAGAGCGGCCCUGUGGAGAUGAGCAGUCAGUCAGUUCUAAAUGGGACAGACGUAGUGAGUCCUAUAUGGCACCCUAUUCCCUAUAUAGUGCGCAAAUGUUGACCAGAGCCGUAUGGGCCCUGGUCGAAGGUAGUGCACUAUAUAGGGAAUAGGGUGCCAUUUAGGACGAGCAGCGAAGGACAAUGAGAGGAUCAGUGGGCCUUGACCUGAUUACUGACUGUAUUGUGUUGUUGUAGUACCUUCUGUAGAGGGUCGGGCCACGGGAGGGAGGGAGGGAGGGAGGGAUGGAGAGAGAUGAGGGAGGGAGGGAGGGAGGGAGGGAGGGAGGGAGGGAGGGAGGGGAGAGAGAGAGAGAGAGAGAGAGAGAGGGAGGGAGGGAGGCGAGGGGAGGGAGGAGGAGGGAGGGGAGAGAGGGAGGGAGGGAGGGAGGGAGGGAGGGAGGGAGGGGGGAGCGGGAGAUAUUAUGGGAGAGAGAGAGACGCCUAUGUGCACUCUGGGUUGAAAUUGAUUAGGAACUCUACAUUUGUUUUGCCAGCGCUUUUUCCACAACUCAAAACAUUGACUCUUCAUAUCUGGAGCUGGAGUCAUUUCUGAGAUGUAGAGGAGAACAAUGAACAAGGGUCGGAUUCCUUUUCUAUUCUGGCUCGGGCUAGUCUCUCAAAACACACACACAGACAGACAGACAGAGACAGAGAGAGAGAUUUAGUUGCAGUAUGGUAUAUUAUCUGGAUUAUGAUGUAACAUUUGGGUAUUUCUGUCAAUUUCUCUGACUCUCUUCCCUCUAUCUUUCUGUCCUGUCUCCCAGUCCAUUCACCCUCGUCUCACCUCAUCUCCCCCUCUCCCCAAUCCCCUUCACCCUCGUUUCUCCUCAUCUCUCCCUCUCCCCAAUCCCCUUCACCCUCAUCUUCCCUCCUCUCUCCCCCUUCACCCUCGUCUCACCCUCAUCUCAUCUCAUCUCUCCCUCUCCACAAUCCCCUUCACCCUCUUCUCACCUCAUCUCUCCCCAAUCCCAUUCACCCUCGUCUCACCUCAUCUCCCCCUCUCCCCAAUCCCCUUCACCCUCGUCUCGUCUCACCUCAUCUCUCCCUCUCCCCAAUCCCCUUCACCCUCGUUUCUCCUCAUCUCUCCCUCUCCCCAAUCCCCUUCACCCUCAUCUUCCCUCCUCUCUCCCCCUUCACCCUCGUCUCACCCUCAUCUCAUCUCAUCUCUCCCUCUCCACAAUCCCCUUCACCCUCUUCUCACCUCAUCUCUCCCCAAUCCCCUUCACCCUCUUCUCACCUCAUCUCUCCCCAAUCCCCUUCACCCUCGUCUCACCUCCUCUCUCCCCCGCCAUCUUCUCUAAUCUCAGUACUGUAGUUCCAUUCCAACCCAAACAUCCAGUCAGCAGCACACACACACACACACUCUGCCUGAACCAUUAGUAAACCACACACUCUGCCUGAACCACUAGUAAACCUCAAAAGAGCUAUUUCACAAAGACAAAACAGGCUGUGUUUUUCAAAUGAGCACAGCUCUCUCUGUGUCAAAUCAAAUCAAAUUGUGCCGAAUACAACAGGUGUAGACCUUACAGUGAAAAGCUUACUUACAAGCCCUUAACCAACAAUGCAGUUUUAAGUAAAAUAAGUGUUAAGUAAAAAAUUAGAUAAGUAAAAAAUAAAAUAAAAAAAUAAUUAAAGACCAGCAGUAAAAUAAAAUAACAGUAGGGAGGCUAUAUACAGGGGUACCGGUACAGUCAAUGUGCUGGGGCACCGGUUAGUCGAGGUAAUAUGUACAUGUGGGUAGAGUUAAAGUGACUAUUGUCACGAUCGUUAUACGGAGUAGACCAAUGCGCAGCGUUAGUUGCAAACAUAUUUAUUUAUUUAAUGAAUGCACGAACAAAACAACAAAACGAAAACGUGACGUCCUCGGUAUAACACAACCGAUACGGCAACAAACCAAAACGGAACAAGAUCCCACAAACACUAUGGGAAAACAGACAGUUUAAAUAUGGUUCCCAAUCAGAGACAACCAGCCACAGCUGACACUCGUUGCCUCUGAUUGAGAACCACACUGGCCAACAUAGAAAUACAACAACUAGAACUUGAACAUAGAACAAAACACAUAGAAACUACACACCCUGGCUCAACAUAUAGAGUCCCCAGAGCCAGGGUGUGACAGUACCCCCCCCCCAAAGGCGCGGACUGCGACCGCGCUUCAACAAAACCCAAACAGGGGAGGGCUGGGUGGACAUUCCUCCUCGGAGGCGGUUCCGGCUCCGGGCUUGACCACCACCCUUCAAUAAUCCCCCCGUAGCGCCCCUGGUCCGGUCUGGCCCCGCUGGCUGGAGCUGGACUGGACAUCGAAGGAGCGGAUUGCUUAAGCUCCGUUGUGGAGCAGCUGACCAGUACCUGAUCAGGCACCGGUGACCCAGGCACGGGUUGUGCCGGACUGACGACGCGCACCCCUGGCACCGUAGGCUUGGUGCGGGGAGCAGGAACAGGCCGGGCUGGGCUGGCAACGCGCACCGUAGGCUUGGUGCGAGGGGCAGGAACAGGCCGGGCCGGGCUGGAGACGCGCACCGUAGGCUUGGUGCGAGUGGCAGGAACAGGCCGGGCCGGGCUGGCGACGCACACCGUAGGCUUGGUGCGAGGAGCAGGAACAGGCCGGGCCGGGCUGGCGAUGCACACCGUAGGCUUGGUGCAAGGAGCAGGAACAGGCCGGGCCGGGCUGGCGACGCACAACUUAGGCUUGGUGCGAGGAACAGGAACAGGCCGGGCCGGGCUGGCGACGCGCACCAUCCACUUAGUGCGGGAAGAAGGAACGGGCCGGACCGGACUGGUGACGCACACAACUUGCUUGGUGUGAGGAGCGGGACUGGGUUUCGUCAUAACCCUCGGCUCCCUCAGCUGCCUACCGAGUUCCUCUCGCCGUGCCUCAAUUCUCACCUUCUCCCUUAUCGCCUCCAAUAGCUCCACUCUCUGCACCACUAACUCCUGCUCCCUCUGCGCCAAUAGCCCCCUUAACCUGGUGGCCUCCUCACCUAACCUCCUACUACGCCCUGUAGCUGCCUCCUGCUGCCCCGUCGCCCAUGCCGUAUGCCCCCCCCUAAAAAUGUUUUGGGGUUGCCUCUCGUCCGUCCGACGACGACACUGUUGAUGCCGUUGCUCCUCUCUCCGUCGCGCCUCUACCGUCUCACUCCAUGGACAGCGAUCCAUCCCGGCCUGGAUUUCCUCCCAGGUCCAGGACCCCUGCCCGUCCAAGAUCUGCUCCCACGUCCAGGCUGCCUGCUCCUGGACACGCUGCUUGGUCCUGGUAUGGUGGGAUCUUCUGUCACGAUUGUUAUACGGAGUAGACCAAUGCGCAGCGUUAGUUGCAAACAUAUUUAUUUAUUUAAUGAAUGCACGAACAAAACAACAAAACGAAAACGUGACGUCCUCGGUAUAACACAACCGACACGGCAACAAACCAAAACGGAACAAGAUCCCACAAACACUAUGGGAAAACAGACAGUUUAAAUAUGGUUCCCAAUCAGAGACAACCAGCCACAGCUGACACUCGUUGCCUCUGAUUGAGAACCACACUGGCCAACAUAGAAAUACAACAACUAGAACUUGAACAUAGAACAAAACACAUAGAAACUACACACCCUGGCUCAACAUAUAGAGUCCCCAGAGCCAGGGUGUGACAACUAUGCAUAGAUAAUACACAGAGAGUAGCAGCAGCGUAAAAGAGGGGGUGAGAGGGGGGCAGUGCAAAUAGUCUGGGUAGCCAUGAUUAAUUGUUCAGCAGUCUUAUGGCUUUGGGGUAGAAGCUGUUAAGAAGCCUUUUGGACCUAGACUUGGUGCUCCGGUACCGCUUGCUGUGCGGUAGCAGAGAGAACAGUCUAUGACUAGGGUGGCUGGAGUCUUUGACCAUUUUUAGGGCCUUCCUCUGACACCGGCUGGUAUAGAGGUCCUGGAUGGCAGGAAGCUUGGCCCCAGUGAUGUACUGGGCCGUACGCACUACCCUCUGAAGUGCCUUGCGGUCGGAGGCUGAGCAGUUGCCAUACCAGGCAGUGAUGCAACCAGUCAGGAUGCUCUCGAUGGUGCAGCUGUAGAACUUUUUGAGGAUCUGAGGAUCCAUGCCAAAUCUUUUCAGUCUCCUGUGGGGGAAUAGGCUUUGUUGUGCCCUCUUCACGAAUGUCUUGGUGUGUUUGGACAAUGAUAGUUUGUUGGUGAUGUGGACACCAAGGAACUUGAAGCUCUCAACCUGCUCCACUACAGCCCCGUCGAUGAGAAUGGGGGCGUGCUCGGUCCUCUUCUUUUUCCUGUAGUCCACAAUCAUCUCCUUUGUCUUGAUCACGUUGAGGGAGAGGUUGUUAUCCUGGCAUCACAUGGCCAGGUCGCUGUCUCAUCGUUGUCGUUGGCAAACUUAAUGAUGGUGUUGGAGUCGUGCCUGGCCAAUCAGUCAUGGGUGAACAGGGAGUACAGGAGGGAACUGAGCACGCACCCCUGAGGGGCCCCCGUGUUGAGGAUCAGUGUGGCGGAUGUGUUGUUACCUACCCUUUACACCUGUGUGUGUUCGUUAGGGAUUUACAUGACAGUUCCCUAGAGGGGUCAGCCAGGGUCUUAUCAAGAUAUUACUGACGUGUGCCUUGUUUUUCUCAUGAAGAAGGAAUCUCUUUUCCAAUCUGAAAUGAACUCAUGUCUUGCUUCAUCACGACUUUCACUUGAAAAACUGUUUGUUUGGUUUAGUUAGUCUUUCCUGGACUACUUAACUCUCUCUCUCUUUGGUGUAAAGUGGUGUUCGGGGUGUUAACAUGUUAACUCUACUCUGUUGUGUGGUUUAGUGGUGUUUGGUGUCAGGCCAGUGGUGUUUGGUGUCAGACAAGUGUUUGGUUUAAUGUGGUGUUUUGUCAGACCAGUGUUUGGUUUAAUGUGGUGUUUGGUAUAAAGUGGUGUCUGGUGUCAGACCAGGGUUUUGGUGUAAAGUGGUGUCUGGUGUUUGCUGUGGCUAACACUACUGUUUCCCUGUUUGUUUGUGAUGUUGUUGUUGUUGUUUAUUUCCUGGUCCAGUUCUUCACUGUGGCUAACACUACUGUUUCCCUGUCUGUUUGUGAUGUUGUUGUUGUUGUUUAUUUCCUGGUCCAGUUCUUCCCUGUGGCUAACACUACUGUUUCCCUGUCUGUUUGUGAUGUUGUUGUUGUUGUUUAUUUCCUGGUCCAGUUCUUCCCUGUGGCUAACACUACUGUUUCCCUGUCUGUUUGUGAUGUUGUUGUUGUUGUUGUUUAUUUCCUGGUCCAGUUCUUCACUGUGGCUAACACUACUGUUUCCCUGUCUGUUUGUGAUGUUGUUGUUGUUGUUUAUUUCCUGGUCCAGUUCUUCCCUGUGGCUAACACUACUGUUUCCCUGUCUGUUUGUGAUGUUGUUGUUGUUGUUUAUUUCCUGGUCCAGUUCUUCCCUGUGGCUAACACUACUGUUUCCCUGUCUGUUUGUGAUGUUGUUGUUGUUGUUUAUUUCCUGGUCCAGUUCUUCACUGUGGCUAACACUACUGUUUCCCUGUCUGUUUGUGAUGUUGUUGUUGUUGUUUAUUUCCUGGUCCAGUUCUUCCCUGUGGCUAACACUACUGUUUCCCUGUCUGUUUGUGAUGUUGUUUAUUCCCUCAGUUCUUACAUGUUUUCUCUCCUCUCUCUGUGGUUGGUUUAUUUGGUUUAGAUAUGAUCUUGGACCUGUUUUUGUUUGUUUGUUGUUAAUUUCCCGGGGGGUCCAGUUCUUCACAGAGUACGGUCCUGACUACUCCCUGGAGAUCAGCCCCAGCUGUCGACACGACCGCAAUGAGACCAAACACCUGGACACA
Molecule: messenger RNA, 18226 nt
Organism: Coregonus sp. 'balchen'
Lineage: Eukaryota; Metazoa; Chordata; Actinopteri; Salmoniformes; Salmonidae
Source: the annotation of a GenBank genome assembly